AUGUCCGAGGCUCCCGCCUUGCUCAAGACGUGCCAGACAUGCUUCCACGCCAAGAUCCGCUGUGAAAAGACGCAGGACUCGGGCUUGUGCGACCGCUGCUUGCGCCUCGGCAAGCCUUGCGUCUUUGCUCCGUCUCGUCGCCGGAAAGCCCAACGCACUGUGCCUGUUGUCAGUUCUAGUCUCGGCGCUGGGGCUUCUGCUGGGCGUCUCGAGCAGCCCGAGGCGAGCUCUUCCACAGCCUCUGUACCACCUUCAGUAGAGUCCUCAAUUCCUCAAGGAACUCCAGAACAUGCCUCCACCUCGGAUGCUUCCUCCCAGGCCCAGGCCGCCCAGGAUCGCCCAGACACAACCCCUCCGUAUAGCGCCUUUGCGCGCGGCAUGUUGACCUUUGACAAAGGCCAAGUGUACCUAGAUCUGUUCCGGACCAAAAUGAUUACCUACUUCCCCUUUGUUCUCAUCCCGGAGACCAUGUCCAUUCGUGACUUGGACCGAGACAAGCCCUGUCUGUGCCUCGCCGUCAUGUGUGCGGCCUCGGCCACAGACCCGAGGCUUCAAAAGGUCAUGGGCGAGCUCUUCAGCGAGAUGGUUGCCAUGCGGCUGAUCAAGAAUGUCUGGUUCUAUGGCCUCGACCUCUUGCAAGGCCUCCUUGUCGUGUUAGCUUGGGCGCAUUUUCUCCCCAGACCACUUAGAUACUCGCAGCACUUGUCUCUCGCAGCCAGCAUCGUUGCAGACAUGAGACUGGAUAGACCCCGUAUAACGGCCCUGUGGAGCCUCAACGAAGAUCUGAUGAAGAGCGAUAAUUUAAAGUUGACUGCGGAUGAGAUGCGAGCUUUGGCUGGUACCUAUUAUCUCGCCUCUAGCACAUCGGUGUUGAUGCAAAAAGCGCGGAUGUUUAAAUACACGCCAUAUAUUCUCAAAUGCUGCCACAGGAUUACGGCGCACGGCGGGAAGCCAACGGACAAAUAUCUACCAUACAUCAUCUACCUCCAAAAGCUCAUCGAAGAGCUUGACGACGCCGUUUCCAUGUCGCACGAAGCACUGUACCUGACCACCGAACUCCAACGGAUCAAGGAAAUGUAUCUUCAGACUAAAACAUCAUUACCCUUCGCGCUAAGCGAAAGCCCAACUAUCCAGCAGCAACUCCACGUUUUAGAGUUGCUCAUCUGCCAGCCCUCCCCGGAUAGCGUCGCCCUCGGCCCCAACGGCUUCCAAAACGUCCAAGUAGCCGAGAGUUCCAACGGCCUUCUCGACUGGCUAUCCCAAAGCCUCGCUGCGGCAAAGUCCAUCAUCAGCGUCUUCCUGACGCUCCCCGGCGGCGAGGAAGGCCUGCUGCCCAACAUGAGCUGGGUUGUCCUGUACAGCAGCGCGUCCCUGGCCGUGAGGCUGGAUCUCCUGGCGGCGCACUACGACAUGGGACACCUGCGUCGGAUCCUCGACAUGACGUACACGCUGCGGCAGAUCAGGCUGCGUCUGGAAUCGGCGGCUGGUUUCGACAGCAGCCCCGAAGUUCCCCGAAAUGCCUUUUACCACCUCAACAUCAAGGCACAGCAAGUCGAACGGUGGUACCUCCACCACACAUCUACAACAAGCUCUCCCAGCAUGGGAAGCAUGUUCUCGUCCUCCAGCUCCUCGCCCAGCAGCAAUCAACCCGUCGAAGCCAUGGCAGCGACCGGGUUUACAUCCGCCAGCAACCUUGUCCCCAACGUGACAGUUGCCAGUGACCCGGACAGCUCAUGGACAGCAGCCACGGCCAUGGAGUUUGACCCGGGCAUCUCGAUGGGUAAUAUGCUCUUCACAGGGUCGUUUGAGUUCCUCUCAGAUCCAAAUGGAGGGCCAACGGGUGGUCAAACAGAUCCGACAUCCUUCAACUAA
This is a messenger RNA of Ilyonectria robusta, 1872 nucleotides long. RefSeq lists its product as uncharacterized. Gene Ontology annotation, cellular component: nucleus. The transcript is spliced from 5 exons. Gene Ontology annotation, biological process: regulation of DNA-templated transcription. NCBI's taxonomy places the organism in Eukaryota, Fungi, Ascomycota, Sordariomycetes, Hypocreales, Nectriaceae. Gene Ontology annotation, molecular function: transcription cis-regulatory region binding; DNA-binding transcription factor activity, RNA polymerase II-specific; zinc ion binding. The coding region runs from base 1 to 1872 and encodes 623 amino acids. The record is from RefSeq and is a predicted model, not a curated record.